This is a messenger RNA of Lontra canadensis (Northern American river otter), 1121 nucleotides long. It is a transcript of the gene POLE3, whose product is annotated as DNA polymerase epsilon 3, accessory subunit. The transcript is spliced from 4 exons. Gene Ontology annotation, molecular function: protein heterodimerization activity; chromatin DNA binding. Lineage: Eukaryota; Metazoa; Chordata; Mammalia; Carnivora; Mustelidae. Gene Ontology annotation, cellular component: CHRAC; epsilon DNA polymerase complex. Bases 109 to 552 code for a protein of 147 amino acids. Gene Ontology annotation, biological process: leading strand elongation; heterochromatin formation; DNA damage response. The record is from RefSeq and is a predicted model, not a curated record.
GGACGGAAGCCGCUUUGGGUCAGACUGUGGCGACGCGGGAAGUCCGGACGCCGUGGCUGACUGAGGAAGAGGCUUGAGACGGAGGCGCGGGCCUCGGCUCCGUCGGCAAUGGCGGAGAGGCCCGAGGACCUAAACCUGCCCAAUGCCGUCAUCACCAGGAUCAUCAAGGAAGCGCUCCCGGACGGUGUCAACAUCUCCAAGGAGGCCCGCAGCGCCAUCUCCCGCGCCGCCAGCGUCUUCGUGCUGUACGCCACUUCGUGUGCCAACAACUUCGCGAUGAAAGGGAAACGCAAGACCCUGAAUGCCAGUGACGUGCUCUCGGCCAUGGAAGAGAUGGAGUUCCAGAGGUUCGUUACCCCGUUGAAAGAAGCUCUGGAAGCAUAUAGGAGAGAGCAGAAAGGCAAAAAGGAAGCUUCAGAGCAAAAGAAGAAGGACAAAGACAAGAAAACAGAUGCAGAGGAGCAAGACAAGAGCAGGGAUGAGGACAACGAGGAAGACGAGGAAAGGCUGGAAGAAGAGGAACAGAAUGAAGAGGAGGAAGUGGACAACUAAUGGGACGGGAAGACUGUGGCACCUUGGAAGGUACCACCCUGAAGUGUGGUACGUCUGUGAGAAGCUUUUCCCCGCUGGGAAGAGUAAUCUCAGCCAGAAGAGCCUGAGAAGAUCAAAAUAAAAACUGACUAAAAUUAUCAAAAUCAGCGCUUCCAUCAGAGUAGCGGAAUCCCAUUUUGCCGAAUCCAUCUGAAGGUAAUGACUUUUGGCAAGAGGGAUUCUGAGUGGCUAAUUUGAUUAGUCAAUUUGAUCUCUUUUGUUUACUUAUAUGGUUAGGCGGUUUUUGAUCCCCAGUUCCCUUCCUAACAUCCCCCCAAAAAGGAGUAACGACUUCCAUGCCGCCUUCUGUGUCCCAGAUCACGGAGGUAGUCAAAGCUCAGAAAAAGUUGGGGCUUUGAGCAUGCUCAGCCUGUUUUGAUUGUACAAGAUUUGGCAAUACUGGCUUAUUAAAGUGGUCAGAAUGUGUUUAGCUUUAGGAAACUACUAAAAGGUUACGGGGGAAGAAUGAAAUCUGUUGUCUCUUCACUUGACAGGAACAUUAAUAGAAUUUUUAUUUCUCCAGACCCACU